CCUUAGGCGCCGCGUUUGCCUCAAUGGUUGUGCGUUCUUGAGGCAAUUUGCGAUCAGGUUUGAAUCAAACCGGCGGAUAAAUGUUCGAUUAAUAAUCGCCGCCUUCCAUCGAAGGUCGUACAAAAUAAGAAAGAAGCAAAGGACUUGCGGACGCACGCGAUUCUUGUGACCAAUUAAUCGAAUUCCACAAGGAAUUAAUAAAAGAUAUUACUCCUUUUGAAUUAUUAAGAACGAUACGGAAAACUCUUCAACUCACUUUGAAAUUCAAAAAUUAUCACUUUUUUUUUUUCAAACGGUGUCAAAAUAUCUGAAAACUUUUUAGUAUUCUUCUAAUGGCAGUCAUAAAGGAGGGAAAAUACUAAGACUGAAGUUUUGUUUAAUAAACAUUUAUAUGGUCAGAGGUCGCGUAACGAGUCCAUUUAUUUUUUGUAUCCCGGUCGACCCUGACGACUUUUUUAUUUGAUGAAGGACGAAGAAAGUGUGGAUAGCAACGUGAAAAAAUAACAGACAAAUGGUGAAUUCCGCAAAGCUCAAAGGUAUCCACGAAGAAGCGAAAAAGAGACAGGAAGAGUGAUUCAAUAGCAUUACUAUUCCACUACCACUACCACGGAUCAACGUACCACCGCAUGCCUUAUUCAGACGUCGAGCGGACUCAUGGCUCAGCCCCGUUGACUCUUGGACAGCUACGAAAAAGUCGACCUGUCUUGCCUGGAAGCAACCAGAUCCAUGACGUCAUUGAUAAAUAUUGGUAUUACGGAGAAUCUCGCGACAAGAGAGGCUCAUUUCCUUCUAAUCACUUACAUAAGGUUGAUUUACCUAAUUGUGACAAUUCUGAAAAUAUCUUCGUAGCUAUUGCUCCAUUUCAAGGUGAACAAGAAGGAGAUCUAUCAUUUUCUGCAGGAGAACUUGUUAUUGGAGAGCAGCAAGUUGGUACUGACUGGUAUUUUGGUCGUAUUAAUUCAAGAACUGGAAUAUUUCCAUCAACUCAUGUUUGGUUAUUGAAUCCUUCAAUACUUAAAAAAAAUACUUCAAAUCGACAAGUAAAAAAAAAGGCAAAAGUAAAAGCAUCGCUAAAAGCACAAUUAAAUGAAGAAUUGGAUUUAGCUGCAGGUGAAAUAGUGACAGUAUUAGAAAUUUUAGGAGACGGUUGGGUGCUUGGCGUUACAUCGGAUGGAAGGAAAGGAACAUUUCCAGAAAGCUUUAUAAUAUAUAUUGAAGAUCAUACUGACAGUGGUAUUGAUUUAAGUGAUCAAGCCUUUGGAGGGAGCAUGGAUCCUUUUCCGGAAUCAGUUGCAAGUGAAGGAAAAAUUUUUAAAGAUUUCGGAUAUUCAGUUCCAAGCCUAUCAAUGGAAGAACCAGCUCCUUCUUACUAUGAUUUAUUUCCUAAUGCAAGAUCUCAACCUCAUCAUACAGACGUAUAUGAAACUCAUAUUCCAACUAACAAUACAAAUCAUAAAUUAAAUUUAUUAGGAGAGAAACCUCAUGCCAUAACUUUGUACCCGUUUAAUGCUCAAUUCCCGAAUGAAUUAAACUUCAAAGCUGGAGAAGUAGUUCAUUUAAUUAAACAUAUUGAUUCAGAGUGGAGUGAGGGAACUAUAGAUAAUCAAAUAGGAAUUUUUCCAACGUCUUAUGUUAGUAUAAUUGUUGAUUGUUAUGAGAAUAAUGAUGAACAAACUCCAAAAAAUUAUUUAGAAGCAAUAAGAGUAUAUAAAAAAUUAUUUCCUGGAGAUAAGAUAAAAGUGCAAUAUACUUUCAAUGCACAAAUGAAUGGAGACUUGAGUAUAGACGAAGGAGAAAUUGUAACAGUAGUAGAAACAGUUAAUGAUGAUUGGCUUAGUGUAAAAAAUAAACAUGGAGACAUAGGACUUUGUCCGCGUGGAUACUUAAGUGAUGAAACUCAAGCACCUACAGAAGUAGAACAAGAUAUCGAAGAUUUCGUAGUAAUUCGGAAUCCUGAGCGAAAUUUAACUGAAGCUGAGGAAAUAAAACCUAAAAGAUUAUCAGAACCUCAUCGUCCAGCACCUCCAGCUCCUGUUCCUGGUUCUACUCCAUUAUCAAAACCAUCUAUAACAAAUAAAGUAACGAAUGAAAAUGAAAAUCAACAGAACAUUAAAGUUGAUGAAAUCGCAGAAGCAAAGCGAAAAAGAGCAGACCAAAGACAAAAUGUUAUAUCCGAGCUUGUAAUUACUGAAAAAGAAUAUGUUAGAGAUUUAAAAAUAACAUAUGAAACUUUCCAUCUAUAUGAUCCAAGUAUGUUAGAAAUACGAGGAAUAGAUGUAUCAAUUUUGUUUGGUAAUAUUUUAGAAGUAAUUCACGUUGCUGAAGAACUUCUAGAUUCUCUAUUGAAAGCGAUGAAAGGUAAAGAUGAAAACGAACAAAUGAUAUCUCCAUGUUUUUUACAAAUGGCUGAUAAACUUCAAUCGGUAUAUGUAAAAUAUUGUAGUAAUCAGGAAGCUGCUCUAUCUUUAUUAAAAAAGUAUGAAGAAAACAGAGAUAUAAUGAUAGUCUUCGAGAAAGGGAUUGAAACUCUUAGGUAUCAAAUUGCCUGUUUUGAUAUGAGUUCAAUUUUAAUCAAACCGGUACAAAGAAUCUUAAAGUAUCAUUUGAUGUUAUCGGAAUUAUUGAAAUGCACAGAAGAUGGACAUCCUGACAAAGUUGGUAUUGAACAAGCUGGUAAAGCAAUGACAGCUGUUGCGCUAUACAUCAACGAGUACAAAAGACGAAAAGAUAUUGUUUCUAAAUAUUUAGAUUGUGACAAUACUUUAAUAGGUAAAAUGUCAAAACUAAAUAUGCAUUCAGUUGCUAAAAAGUCUAGUAGAUUAAGUGCAAAAUUGGCAUCUACUUUGGGAUUGACAAAUAUACCUCCAGAUCCAGUAUUUGAAGAGCUUGAAAGACAAUUUAAAUCUUUAGAAAAAUGUGCAUCACAGUUAAUAGAUGAUAUAGAGCAGUGUCUCAGUUAUUUAAAUGAAGAUAGUGCUUGUGGAGAAUUAAUAUCUGAUUAUAUUAAUCAGUUCUAUUCUGGAGUGAAUAACAAUGAAGUUUAUCAGUAUCACCUGAUGCGAAUGAUGAUUGCUUCAAAAAACAUGGCAUUAUUUAGAGAUUCAAUAAACAAAAAAGUUAUUCAGCCUAUUAAUUCUUUAAUAACCAUGCUUGAGGGGCCUGCAAUGCUAAUUACUAAAAGACAUGAUAAAUUAUUAGAUUACGAUAAUGCCAUAUCAAAAGCUGAAAAAAACAAAGAAUCGCGAGCAAUCCAGGAAGAGUUAACGAAUACAAAAAGUAAUUAUGAAGCUUUAAAUCAACAACUUCAAGAAGAAUUACCAAUAUUGAUUGAAGCAUCAACGAAAAUUAUCGUUGCGUGUAUUCGAGAAUUUACAAAUGCACGGAAAUUACUUAAUGGUAGAAUCAUGCAGCAAUAUUUAAAUUUACCUACAUCUAUAACUCAAUCAGCAUCAGGCGAUAUUCUUCAAACAUUUUUAAUUAAUCAUAACUUACUUUGGAAUCAAAUUUCUCGAUUUAGCUUUGCUGGAGUUAAUCCUAAAGUUGAAGAAGCUAAAGUAGAUAUGUGUCUUCAAAGUGAAAAAGCAAGAAUUGCAUUAAGGCAAAGGUUUAGAGUAGAAAAAUUGUACGUUGUGCAAGAGGAUUUAAUCAGUAUUUCAGAUUUAGAUUUAGGAGCAGCCAAAGGAACGAUUGUAGGUAUAAUAAAGACUCAAGAUCCGAUGGGAGAUUCUUCUAGAUGGUUUGUUGACAAUGGUACUACCCAAGGAUUUAUUCCACGCCAUGUUUUACAACCUUUAGCUCAAUUGCAAUCUUCAUCUUUAGUUCCAACUAUAAAUAAUGAUGUUGUCGACUCUCGCACAAAUUUACCUGACCUCAUAUCCUUGGAUUCGCCAGAAAAAAUAACUAAUAUUGAUCUUAUAUCACUUGAAAGUCCUGAAAAACAAUCUAAAACUAUUCCUUCAAGUUUAUCACAAUCUUCAUGGUAUUUAAAUCUUGAUGAAAUCCAUAAUGAUAAUAAAAAUUAUCAAAAUUUACCUAUUGAGCCUGAACCUGAGCCUAGUCAAAGAUAUCAAAAUUUAAAGCCUAUGUUUUACCACGCUCGGUAUGACUUUAAUGAAGCCAUACCUGGUACUCUUGCCGUUAAAGAAGACCAAGAAUUAAAGCUCAUUAGAUCCAAGGAUGAAAAAGGAAAUACUGAAUGGUGGCUAAUGGAAGAUCGUGAUGGGAAAACUGGAUACGUACCUAGUAAUUAUUUAAAUUAAUACAACUUUUAAAGAAUGAUCCUAUCAAAGAAUCAAUUACGUUGAAUAAUUUACCCAAAUCGAGUGCCUUUUACUUUCCAAUAGAUUCAUUAUUGAUUAUUUAAUUGCCGUAAUUAUUCAAUAUCUCACUACUCAGAAUCUCCUUAAUCUGUACUUUCAUUUACUUGUGAUACGGAGUAACAGAUUCUAUUAAUUUUAUUUUUGAAUUAGUUAAUAAAUUGCAACAAUUGUAGAUCUAUUGUAAAUUAUUUUCGACAAUUCUAUUUUUUUGUUUUUUAUUGUUGAACGAAUUUUUUAUCAGAGCUUUAUAUACAGAGUAAUUUUACGUAUUUAAUACGCAGUUAGAAAUAGAUAUGUGGUUGAGGAGAGAGAGAAAGAGAGUGAAAUGCUGGACAUUAUUGAAAAAUUAUGUACUAUAA
Messenger RNA from Chelonus insularis, 4678 nucleotides. RefSeq names its product dynamin-binding protein-like. Gene Ontology annotation, molecular function: guanyl-nucleotide exchange factor activity; protein binding. The transcript is spliced from 7 exons. Gene Ontology annotation, biological process: intracellular signal transduction. Gene Ontology annotation, cellular component: cytoplasm. NCBI's taxonomy places the organism in Eukaryota, Metazoa, Arthropoda, Insecta, Hymenoptera, Braconidae. The record is from RefSeq and is a predicted model, not a curated record. The coding region runs from base 627 to 4259 and encodes 1210 amino acids.